GGAGUGAGAACAACGAGAACAGCCCUCAGUCGCUGAAAGAUGGACGGUGGUGGAGCGUACGGUGGUGGUAAGGCUGGUGCCCCAUUCGACCCAAUUUCAUUUGUACAAAGGCCUCAGGUUAUUCUAAAAGCAGUAUGUCUGCUCUUCUCGAUCAUUGUCUUCGGAUCUAUAAGCAGCAAAGGAUAUAUGAACGACGAGAGUGGCAAGGAGUACUGCCUUUAUAACAAAGAUGCAAAUGCUUGCAACUAUGGUGUUGGUAUUGGAGUUCUGGCAUUCCUUGCCUGCAUCGGCUUCCUCGUUGGUGAAUAUUUGUUUGAGCAAAUGUCAUCGGUGAAAACACGGAAACAUUACGUGCUUGCUGAUCUUGGAUUCUCGGGACUUUGGGCAUUUUUAUGUUUCAUUGGAUUCUGUUAUUUAACUAAUGCAUGGAACAAAUCAGCAACACCUCCCGAUGGAUAUGGUGUUAACAAUGUUCAAGGAGCCAUUGCCUUCCUGUUUUUCUCUAUAUUCUCGUGGGCGGGGAGUGCUUGGUUUGCAUUCCAAAGAUUCAAGCAAGGUACAGAUGCUGCAUUUGCACCGAGUUAUGAGGCAGAUCCAGUGGGUGGUGCUGGUUACACGAGUUAUCCAGACGCACCAGACGCGGCAUACCAGGAGCAGCCCUUCCCCCAGCAACAGCAGCAGCAACGCGGUAUGACUGAUUUCCAGGCUCCAGCAUAUUGAGAUCAUUGAUAUUAGUUUCAACAAGCGAAAACCAGCAAAAGAAAUUCGAUGUUUACGAUAAUUCAGACGUUAUUGCACAGCGGCAGAGCCAUUCAACUCAACAACAACAAUUAGCAUAAUGAAAUGAGAUUAAUAAUCAUAGGAAGGACAGUAAAAAUGGAAUGGGACUUUAACUAUUCAUUAGAAUUUCCCCGACUUUCCUUUCCUUAUUAUUUAUGAUAGCUCUCUUUUCAAGUAUUGCCAUGUUACAUUAUUAAAGUUACAAGCUACUCAUCUCGAUAAAUUCUAUUGCUGCUUUUUGUAUGAUAUAGACAAAAAAAUCAAGAGACCUAGGGAAUCUUUAUUUUUCGGUGUACCUAUAUUUUAAAAGAACAUGGGGAUUAAAUAAUGAAAGAGAAUGUACACGUGAACUGUGAAUUGAAACGGGCCUCAAAUGACCGUACUGUAUCGUCUAUUCUGUUGAAAAAAUUUACUUACUAAUUGUACUGAGGGAUUAAUGGGGAAUUGGUGAUUAUAUCAAGGCGACCAGUAGUCGAGCAACCAAACGUUCUACAUAUAGUUCGUUGAGAUGCUAUUGUACCGAAUGCUUGAUUCAUUUUCAAUUAUAAAAAUAAUUACAUAGUGUU
Messenger RNA from Fopius arisanus, 1346 nucleotides. RefSeq names its product synaptogyrin (gene Syngr). The record is from RefSeq and is a predicted model, not a curated record. The coding region runs from base 40 to 720 and encodes 226 amino acids. Gene Ontology annotation, cellular component: synaptic vesicle membrane; neuromuscular junction. The transcript has 4 exons. Lineage: Eukaryota; Metazoa; Arthropoda; Insecta; Hymenoptera; Braconidae.